Molecule: messenger RNA, 993 nt
Organism: Cuscuta campestris
Lineage: Eukaryota; Viridiplantae; Streptophyta; Magnoliopsida; Solanales; Convolvulaceae
Source: the annotation of a GenBank genome assembly
CUACAUUUUUUGAGAAUUUAGCUGUAUACAUUUUUGUUUAUGAAGCCACCGUACAUGUUUUCAAAUCCCCGACGUCAGCCGAGCGGGGAAGCCAGAAGACUGAAGCACGGAACACGCCUGCAAGUUAGCCGGCAGAGUCCCCAACCGCCACACGAUUCCGCUAUUCAGCCGGAAGCCUCCGCCCGUCCCCAACCCCCGCACGAUUCCGCUAUUCAGCCGGAAGCCUCCGCCCGUCCCCAACCCCCGCACGAUUCCGCUAUUCAGCCGGAAGCCGCCGCCCGUUCCCACUAUUCAGGCGAUAUCAAGCUUGUCUACCAUUCGGGUCGGCUACUCGGGUUUCAAAUUAGGGUUUCAAAUCUUUCAUAUAAUCCAACACAUUGCGAGAUAUGAAGUUGACCCUCGAAUUCGGAGGUGGGUUGGAACUUCUUUGCAAUUCUGAGAAGGAACAUGUUAUUGACAUUAUGCCAGAAGACGGAGAGCAAAAGUUGACCAUGAAAUACUUGCUCUCUUGGGUUUGCAAGGAGCUGAUCAAGGAGAGGAGGGAAAUGUUCAUGAAGGGAGACACUGUGAGGCCUGGAGUUCUAGUCCUCAUCAACGACACAGACUGGGAACUGUGUGGGCAGCUAGAUGCAGUGUUAAAUGACAAGGAUGUCAUUGUAUUCAUUUCAACACUGCACGGUGGAUAAAUUGUGAAGCUUUUUUCUCUGCAUCCUGCUUUGGCUAUUAACUAUAAUCAGACCGAUGUUUGAUGUUUUUUGAAUGCGUUUUUUGUUUCUUUCUUUUCUAGAUCCGAAUGCUGUGGUGUGUACUGCUAAAUGCAUUUGCCAAUUGUUCAUAUCCUAAGAAUGCUUAUGAAUGUGUACGCGUGUGUGUAAUCAAAUUUGUAUUUGCUUCAGAAUUACACUUCCAGAUUUUUGGGACAGAUGAAGAACAUAAAGAGGUUUGCAUAUGAUUUUAUAAGCUUGUUGGUGAUCUUGAGGACAAGGCCUGGGA